Molecule: messenger RNA, 831 nt
Organism: Penicillium griseofulvum
Lineage: Eukaryota; Fungi; Ascomycota; Eurotiomycetes; Eurotiales; Aspergillaceae
Product: Thiolase-like, subgroup
Exons: 2
Coding region: 1-831 (276 amino acids)
Biological process (GO): polyketide biosynthetic process
Molecular function (GO): acyltransferase activity, transferring groups other than amino-acyl groups
Source: RefSeq, a predicted model, not a curated record
AUGACCAUAAAAGAACAGUCCUUGGCCCCAGCCUUGUACAUCACAGGACUGGGAUCGCAAUAUCCGCCCUAUUUACUAGGACCCAAGGACUUUGAUGACUUCGCAUCGAGCUUUUAUGAUGUGAGCCGCCCAGGAAUCAAAAAGUUGCUCCAGGUCAACCGCUCCACCGGUAUCGAAACCAGAUCUGCAGUCCGACCGUAUGAGGAAGGAUUUGCAACGAAAACGGACCCACCUUCGAUCAAUGAGAUUGACGAAUUUUUCCGUCAAGCCGGGGUGGACCUCGCUGUUCAAGCAUGCCAAAAGGCUCUCAAAGAAGCAAAUGUUGCUCCUCAGCAAAUCACUCACACGAUCGGGGUCACUUGUACCAACCAAGGUAAUCCGGGGUACGAUUUUCACGUAGCCCGUAAAUUGAACCUUGCAUCGAAUGUCGAUCGCAUGCUUCUCCACGGUGUUGGAUGUGCAGGUGGGCUGUCAAUCUUGAGGGCUGCAGCCCAGAUAGCCAGCGCGGCAAGCCUGCGACGGCAACCGGCCCGCAUUUUGGCAUUUGCUUGCGAGCUGUGUACGCCCAAUGUGCGACAUUAUCUGUCCGUCGCAGAGCUCAGUGCGGAUUCUGAUCCUGUCAACAUUGCGGCAGCUCUGUUCUCAGAUGCUGCGGCUGCUUUUGUUCUUUGUAAUGAGUAUGCAAUAGCCCAGGACGAGCAAGUCACUCCUCAGUUCGAGCUCCUGGAAUGGGGGUGUGAUUUGGUUCCGGAUACCGCUGAGCAUAUGUCGUUUUAUGCAGAUAUCAAUGGUUCGUCAAUCGUCAUUGUUGUUUUAAGAAACCUCAACUAA